Messenger RNA from Balaenoptera musculus (blue whale), 2604 nucleotides. RefSeq names its product retinoid isomerohydrolase RPE65 (gene RPE65). Lineage: Eukaryota; Metazoa; Chordata; Mammalia; Artiodactyla; Balaenopteridae. Gene Ontology annotation, molecular function: all-trans-retinyl-ester hydrolase, 11-cis retinol forming activity; beta-carotene 15,15'-dioxygenase activity; retinol isomerase activity. The transcript is spliced from 14 exons. Bases 1 to 1602 code for a protein of 533 amino acids. The record is from RefSeq and is a predicted model, not a curated record. Gene Ontology annotation, biological process: retinal metabolic process; zeaxanthin biosynthetic process.
AUGUCCAGCCAAGUCGAACAUCCUGCUGGUGGUUACAAGAAACUGUUUGAAACUGUGGAGGAACUAUCCUCACCGCUCACAGCUCAUGUUACAGGCAGGAUCCCCCUCUGGCUGACCGGCAGUCUCCUUCGAUGUGGGCCAGGACUCUUUGAAGUUGGAUCUGAGCCAUUUUACCACCUGUUUGAUGGGCAAGCUCUCCUGCACAAGUUUGACUUUAAAGAAGGACACGUCACAUACCACAGAAGGUUCAUCCGCACUGAUGCUUACGUACGGGCAAUGACUGAGAAAAGGAUCGUCAUAACAGAAUUUGGCACCUGUGCUUUCCCAGACCCCUGCAAGAAUAUAUUUUCCAGGUUUUUUUCUUACUUUCGAGGAGUGGAGGUUACUGACAAUGCCCUUGUUAAUAUCUACCCAGUGGGGGAAGAUUACUAUGCCUGCACAGAGACCAACUUCAUUACAAAGAUUAAUCCCGAGACCUUGGAGACAAUUAAGCAGGUUGAUCUUUGCAACUAUGUCUCGGUCAAUGGAGCCACUGCUCACCCCCACAUUGAAAAUGAUGGGACUGUUUACAAUAUUGGUAAUUGCUUUGGGAAAAAUUUUUCAAUUGCCUACAAUAUUGUAAAGAUCCCUCCACUACAAGCAGACAAGGAAGAUCCAAUAAGCAAGUCAGAGAUUGUUGUACAAUUCCCCUGCAGUGACCGAUUCAAGCCAUCUUACGUCCAUAGUUUUGGUUUGACUCCCAACUAUAUUGUUUUUGUGGAGACACCAGUCAAAAUUAACCUGUUCAAGUUCCUUUCUUCAUGGAGUCUUUGGGGAGCCAACUACAUGGAUUGUUUUGAGUCCAAUGAAACCAUGGGGGUUUGGCUUCAUAUUGCUGACAGAAAAAGAAAAAAGUAUAUCAAUAAUAAAUACAGGACAUCUCCUUUUAACCUCUUCCAUCACAUCAAUACCUAUGAAGACAGUGAGUUUCUGAUUGUGGAUCUCUGUUGCUGGAAAGGAUUUGAAUUUGUUUAUAAUUACUUAUAUUUAGCCAAUUUACGUGAGAACUGGGAAGAGGUGAAAAGAAAUGCCAGAAAGGCUCCCCAGCCUGAAGUUAGGAGAUACGUACUUCCUUUGAAUACUGACAAGGCUGACACAGGCAAGAAUUUAGUCACACUCCCCAACACAACUGCCACUGCAAUUCUGUGCAGUGACGAGACCAUCUGGCUGGAACCUGAAGUUCUCUUUUCAGGGCCUCGCCAAGCAUUUGAAUUUCCUCAAAUCAACUACCAGAAGUAUGGUGGGAAACCUUACACAUACGCAUAUGGACUUGGCUUGAAUCACUUUGUUCCAGACAGGCUCUGUAAGCUGAACGUCAAAACUAAAGAAACUUGGGUAUGGCAAGAGCCUGAUUCAUACCCCUCAGAACCCAUCUUUGUUUCUCACCCAGAUGCCUUGGAGGAAGAUGACGGUGUAGUUCUGAGUGUGGUGGUGAGCCCUGGGGCAGGUCAAAAGCCCGCUUAUCUCCUAAUUCUGAAUGCCAAGGACUUGAGUGAAGUUGCCAGGGCUGAAGUGGAGAUUAACAUCCCUGUCACCUUUCAUGGACUGUUCAAAAAAUCCUGAGCACAUUCUAGCCUAAUAUGUUUCUGGAGACAAAACCCAGAAAAACAUAGUCAGGUCUGCAGUCAGAUUCUGUUCAGUUUUAGCCUGCUGUACAUGAGUUUUAACUUGCAGAUGCACACAAUUUUGCAAUGUUUUACAGAACGCACAGAGUUGAGUAAGCAAUUCCUUUUAAAAAAAGUGCAUAUUUAGGUAAUCAUACUUUCCCUGUGAGACAGACACAUCAUAACUAAAAACUCUUUAUAUAUUUAUAAUCAAAGAACAAAUGAAUGUGGAUUUAUUAAACUUUUAUUCCUAUUAUAAAAGUGUAUUUUAGGUACCUAUCUGCUCCAAUUAUUUUUUAACACUUAAAAGCCAGUCCUCUACACCUGAUUUGUAUGUGGCUUUGCCAAGUCAAAACAGUAUCUUGCAAAAAGGCUUAAUUAUUAAAUGUCAAACCAAACUUUUUCUCAAACCAGGGACUAUCAUCUAAGACAAUCAGUGUAAUUGUAUGCAUAUAUAUGUAAUUGUUCAAAGAUUCUCAAGUUUUAUAAACUUUAACAUUUCCAUUUAAUAUACUUAAUAUACUAAAUAGCAAUUACUACUAUUUCUGAUUUUAUAAUGAGGAAACCUAUCUCUAAUCCACUGAGGGCUCUCAACCAAAUAAUUUCUCAGAGAUUAUCUAUUAAAAGCUUACAUAACAUCCAAGCAAUUACAUAUAGUAGUGACUGUAAUUUUUUUGAAAAACAGAGCAUAAAAUACUUACAAAUAUAAUUUCUAUUUAAAAUCAGAGUAUGGGGUAAUAAUGUGUGUGUGUGGGGGGGGGGUUAUACUUUGUUGCCUCGUCUGCUUAAUUAUAUUUAAGCACUGUGCAAUCACCUGAAAGUGAAAAAAGAGAAAUAUUGUCAUUAUCUUUCCAAUAUUAAUAUAUUUUAAGCACUUUUGUUUUUAAAAUUAUUCUCUUCUGAGCUACAUAUUGCAAAUAAUGAAGAUUGACAAAAAUGUUUAUUCUAUAUCUUAAUCCUG